AACACUUACCAUGCUUGUUUUUGUCAUUGCAUGUAUUUCUCAUUAGUUGCUUGAACACCGAACAGAUUAAAAUCUUGCAAUUGGAAGGUCUGGGCACCCGAUUGUUAGGUCAUCGUACACCACUUGACAGUCUUCACCAUUGUUUCUCUUCAAUCUUUCAGAAACUGUGACACAAAUUGAAAGACUUUGAAAAUGGCAGAAAAGGUAGACGAGGACAAAGUGACAUUCGAUCAAAUGGAACUCGACGAUCGAGUAUUAAAGGCAAUAGCAAAAUUGAGCUGGACAUCGCCGACAAUAAUUCAAGAAAAGGCAAUUCCACUAUUCCUCGAGGGCAAAGAUGUCUUACUCCGUGCUCGCACAGGAUCCGGCAAAACGGCCGCGUUUGCUAUUCCCGUGAUACAGAAAGUGUUAAACUCUAAGGCAUCCGCCACACAACAACAAACAUCAGCAUUGAUUCUGGCGCCCAGCAAGGAGCUAUGUCGUCAGAUUCACUCCGUCUUCGAAGCCCUAACGAUUAAGUGCCAGAAAAUUGUCCAGAGCAUCGACUUAUCCUACUACACAAGCGUAACGACUCAGAAGCUACUGCUCUCAAAGCAUCCCGACGUGGUUAUAUCCACACCCGGCAAAAUUUUGGCUCAACUGCAAAGUGGGAACAUAAACCUGAAGAAUUCACUUGAAACGCUGGUUAUCGACGAGGCGGAUUUGGUGUUUUCGUUCGGAUUUGAAAAUGAUUUGAAAGGCAUCGUCGAUCAUUUGCCGUCAAUAUACCAGGCCAUUCUGGCAUCGGCAACACUGAGUGACGAUGUGUCAUCUCUGAAGCAGAUAUUCUUGCACAAUCCGGUCGUAUUGAAAUUGGAAGAACCCGAACUCGCACCAUCAUCCCAGCUGUCGCAUUAUCACAUUUCGGCGGAAGAAAAUGACAAGGCAGCGAUUUUGUAUGCCCUGUUCAAAUUGCAUUUGAUACGCGGAAAGAGCAUAAUUUUCGUCAACACAGUGGACCGCUGUUACAAAUUAAAACUCUUCCUCGAACAAUUCAGCAUAAAGUCGUGCGUUCUCAAUUCCGAGCUACCAUCGAAGAUCCGUUGCCACGCGGUCAAUCAAUUCAACCAGGGAAUCUACGACAUUAUCAUCGCCUCUGACGAACACGUUCUCGAUCAACCGGAGAAAAGCAAUAAAUUCACACGCAAGGCGAAAGGUGAUGCUGAGUCGGGCGUUGCUCGUGGCAUAGAUUUCCAGUGCGUUUCGAAUGUGAUCAAUUUCGAUUUUCCACUGGAUAUCAAUUCGUAUAUUCACAGGGCUGGACGGACGGCACGCGGGAACAAUACAGGGAGUGUCCUAUCAUUUGUGGAUCUGAAAGAGCGUGAUCUAAUGAAUCAAGUGGAGGAGCACCUGCAAAGUGGCUACCUAACCGACGAUGCUGUAAUGAAAAACUAUCAGUUCAAAUUGGAAGAAGUCGAACCGUUUAGAUACCGUGCCAAAGAUGCUUGGCGUGCCAUUACUCGCAUUGCCAUUCGUGACGCACGAUUAAAGGAAAUCAAAGUUCAAAUAUUCAACUGUGAAAAAUUGAAGAGCUACUUUGAAAAUAACCCACGUGACCUGCAAGUACUGCGGCACGACAAAACGUUGGGUACGAUUAAGAAACAGGCGCAUCUUAGCGACGUUCCCGACUACAUAAUCCCGGACACAUUGAAACGAAUGGCUGGCAUUUCGACAAUGAAAAAGUCGAAACGACCGUACCAGUCUGACAGCAAGUCAAAGUCAAUUUAUGCUGCGAAGAGAAACAAUCCGCUGCUGUGCGCUGAGUUGGACUACGGAAAGAAGAAGAAACAUUGAAAUUUUGACGCGGAAUAAAAGUUGAGUUUGAAAAAUA
This is a messenger RNA of Bradysia coprophila, 1870 nucleotides long. It is a transcript of the gene Ddx56, whose product is annotated as putative ATP-dependent RNA helicase DDX56. NCBI's taxonomy places the organism in Eukaryota, Metazoa, Arthropoda, Insecta, Diptera, Sciaridae. The record is from RefSeq and is a predicted model, not a curated record. Gene Ontology annotation, cellular component: cytosol. Gene Ontology annotation, molecular function: ATP binding; RNA helicase activity; nucleic acid binding.